Cladophialophora immunda is the source of this 3708-nucleotide messenger RNA. RefSeq names its product oxoglutarate dehydrogenase (succinyl-transferring), E1 component. NCBI's taxonomy places the organism in Eukaryota, Fungi, Ascomycota, Eurotiomycetes, Chaetothyriales, Herpotrichiellaceae. The coding region runs from base 197 to 3352 and encodes 1051 amino acids. Gene Ontology annotation, biological process: tricarboxylic acid cycle. Gene Ontology annotation, molecular function: thiamine pyrophosphate binding; oxoglutarate dehydrogenase (succinyl-transferring) activity. The record is from RefSeq and is a predicted model, not a curated record. The transcript has 4 exons. Gene Ontology annotation, cellular component: oxoglutarate dehydrogenase complex; mitochondrion.
AACAGCCUUGACCUGUUGAACUUGGACUUCCUCACACUUCAGUUUCUUGCACCUUAAUCCCGGCACCUCCGUGUCUAUCCCUAGCCUCAAUUGCCUUCCACUCUCUCGUCAGUGGUGCGGUUCACUCAUUUUGGACCCGUUUUCUUCUCCUAUGGAUCAUUCUCUGUAUCAUUAGCUCACCAUCAACUCCGACAUCAUGUAUCGCUAUGCUGCGGGCAAGCUCCCUUUGCGGGCUGCGCAAGCUUCAAGGACUUUCUGCACUUCGUCUAGCUUCCGGGUAGUCUCUGGAAGUCGUCAGAAUGCCCUCGUUGCUGGGAGGAAACCGCUAGCUGUCACGGCUCAAAGCUCAAUGCAGCGCAGGAGCUACGCCAUGACAGCUGAAGAGUCCAACAAGGGAGUGGAUCCUAACGACUCCUUCCUCCAAGGCAACACUGCCAAUUACAUUGACGAAAUGUACAUGGCAUGGAAGCAAGAUCCCUCGUCCGUCCACGUUUCGUGGCAAGCCUACUUUCACAACAUGGAAGAAGGGACUAUGCCGGUGUCCAAAGCCUUCCAGCCUCCUCCGGGCCUCAUUUCCCAAGCCGAAGGGGCAGCCAGCCUCGCUCCAAGCGCAGUCACGGGCACUGCAGGCGAAGACGUCACAAAUCACUUGAAGGUUCAAUUGCUUGUCAGAGCAUACCAAUCUACCGGACAUCACAAAGCCAAGACCGAUCCUCUUGGUAUUCGUGGCGAAGCCGAAGCAUUUGGAUACCGCAGACCAAAAGAGCUGGAGUUGGACCACUAUGGCUUCACGGAGGCCGACCUAGACCAAGAAUUUGUUCUCGGACCAGGCAUUCUUCCCAGAUUCGCCACAGAGUCGCGACCGAAGAUGAAGCUACGCGACAUUAUCGCUGCGUGCGAGAAGAUCUAUUGCGGCUCAUAUGGCGUUGAAUACAUUCAUAUUCCGGAUCGAGAGCAAUGUGACUGGAUCAGAAACAGAAUCGAAGUGCCCACCCCGUACAAGUAUUCUGUGGAUGACAAGCGCCGCAUCCUCGACAGGCUGAUUUGGAGCUCCAGCUUUGAGGCUUUCCUGGCCACAAAAUACCCCAACGAUAAGCGUUUCGGAUUGGAAGGUUGCGAGACUCUCGUUCCGGGCAUGAAAGCCAUGAUUGACAGGAGCGUGGACUAUGGUAUCAAGGACAUUGUCAUUGGGAUGCCUCACAGAGGAAGACUGAACGUUCUAAGCAACGUCGUCCGCAAGCCCAAUGAGUCCAUCUUUAGUGAAUUUUCGGGCACCACCGAGGCAAGCGACGAGGGCUCUGGCGACGUCAAAUACCAUCUCGGAAUGAACUUCGAACGGCCGACACCGUCUGGAAAACGUGUCCAGCUGUCUCUUGUCGCCAACCCCUCUCAUUUGGAAGCCGAGGAUCCCGUUGUGCUGGGAAAGACUCGGGCCAUCCAGCACUACAACAACGAUGAGAAGAAACACCAAACGGCCAUGGGCGUCUUACUUCACGGUGACGCUGCCUUUGCGGCUCAAGGUGUCGUCUACGAAACUCUGGGUUUCCAUGCUCUUCCUGCUUAUUCCACCGGUGGUACCAUCCACAUCAUCGUUAACAACCAGAUUGGGUUCACCACCGAUCCUAGAUUCGCGCGAUCGACCCCUUAUUGCUCGGAUAUUGCCAAGGCAAUUGACGCUCCCGUUUUCCACGUCAACGGGGACGAUGUGGAAGCCGUCAACUUCGUUUGCCAACUGGCUGCCGACUGGAGAGCUGAUUUCAAAAAAGAUUGCGUCAUCGACAUUGUGUGCUACCGGAAACAAGGCCAUAACGAGACGGAUCAGCCAGCCUUCACUCAACCGCUCAUGUACAAGCGAAUAGAGUCCAUCAAACCUCAAAUCGACAAAUAUGUUGACAAGCUGAUCCAAGAAGGCACGUUUACCAAAGAAGACAUUGACGAGCACAAGAAAUGGGUGUGGGGCAUGCUCAAUGACAGCUUCGACCGAAGCAAAGACUAUCAACCUACAGGCAAGGAAUGGCUGACCUCCGCCUGGAACGGCUUCAAAUCGCCCAAAGAGCUUGCCACUGAAGUCCUCCCCCAUCCGCCCACCGGAGUUCCUUCCGAGAUGUUGAAGGAGAUAGGAUCAAAGAUUGCUGAGGCCCCCGAGGGAUUCACCGUCCAUCGUAACCUCAAACGUAUUCUUGCAGGUCGCAGGAAGGCAGUUGAGGAAGGUCACGGUAUUGACUGGGCGACGGCCGAGGCCCUUGCUUUCGGCACCCUUUGUCUGGAAGGUCACCAUGUUCGUGUCUCCGGCCAGGAUGUCGAGCGAGGCACCUUCUCCCAACGUCAUGCUGUUUUGCACGACCAAGAGACUGAAGCGACGUGGACCCCUCUCAGCAAUCUCUCCAAAGAGCAAGGAGCCUUCACCAUCUCCAACUCUUCUUUGAGUGAAUACGGUGUUCUAGGUUUCGAAUAUGGCUACUCGCUCUCCUCACCUAACGCGCUUGUCAUGUGGGAAGCGCAAUUUGGUGACUUUGCCAACAAUGCUCAAUGUAUCAUCGAUCAAUUCAUCGCGUCAGGAGAGGUUAAGUGGCUGCAAAGGUCUGGUCUCGUUUGCUCUCUUCCUCAUGGUUAUGAUGGGCAGGGACCCGAGCACAGCAGUGGCCGUAUGGAACGGUAUCUGCAACUUUGCAACGAGGAGCCCCGAGUAUUCCCAUCUCCAGACAAGCUCGAUCGACAGCACCAGGAUUGCAACAUGCAGGUCGCAUACAUGACGACACCUUCGAACUAUUUCCACAUUCUCCGACGACAAAUGAACAGGCAAUUCAGAAAACCAUUGAUCAUAUUCUUCUCCAAAUCUCUUCUCCGCCAUCCUAUCGCGCGCUCUGAUCUGGAGGACUUCACGGGUGAAUCCUACUUCCAAUGGAUCAUCCCAGAUCCUGAGCACGGCAAGGGAAUUGCUGAGCCAGACGAGAUCGACCGGGUCAUCCUAUGCACUGGUCAAGUGUAUGCAGCGUUGCACAAGCACCGCGCCGACAAGGGUAUCAAGAACGCUGCCAUCACCCGUAUCGAGCAGCUGAACCCCUUCCCAUGGGCCUUGUUGAAAGAGAACCUUGACACCUAUAAGAACGCCAAGACGAUCGUCUGGUGUCAGGAGGAACCUCUCAAUGCUGGAGCAUGGAGCUUUGUCCAACCACGUAUUGAAACGCUGUUGAAUCAGACAGAACAUCACAACAGACGGCACGUCAUGUACGCAGGUCGAGACCCUAGUGCGUCCGUGGCGACGGGUCUGAAAGCCACUCACGUCAAGGAGGAGCAGGCGUUGCUUGAGGAAGCAUUCUCGGUCAAACAGGAUAAGUUGAAGGGCGAAUGACUGGCCGACGGUGUGACUGGGGCGAAGGCGGUAGAGGGAUGAUAAUGAUGAGAUGCGAGAUCUGUCAUGUGAGUAGGAGGUUGUGAAAAACGUCGCUGUAAGCGUGGUGGGAGUGAUCAAGACCGGGUCCGAGGGCUGAGCAUUGCGCAGGUGGUAUGGUCCUUGCGGGACUCCAUCAUCAGCAACGCCUUGCUUGCACCGACCCGGAUUGCUACUUCCACAGCCUUGCAGAUAUCAGUACAAUUACCGAGUGAAAGGAAUAGGCGCUAGCUUUUGUUUACUUAUUAUCAUCAGGCUAGCAAGUUGACAUCGAGAUAUCCUAAAAUUGAAACGCACAACUGGUGUUCUUCCACAGA